Dermacentor andersoni is the source of this 1960-nucleotide messenger RNA. The record is from RefSeq and is a predicted model, not a curated record. Lineage: Eukaryota; Metazoa; Arthropoda; Arachnida; Ixodida; Ixodidae.
AAGAGUUCCGACAGUAUUUUCGUCUGUCCAAACGAACAGUGCGUAGCUUGUGCGACGAGCUUGACCCUAUCAUUGGAUGCCAGCGAGCCAGUGGCCUUUCUACAGAAAGGAAGGUGUUGUGCGCGCUGCGAUUCUUCGGCACCGGAAGCUUCCAGAGGAGCGUUGGUCGCGAGGAACACGUAGGCAUGGCACAAUCGGCCGUGAGCAGCACCAUUCACGAGGUGACGGAGGCCAUCAUUUCCGUGUCUGCCCGGCGAAAGUUGGUGGACUUUCCAUUAACACCGGCUGCCAAGGAUGAGGCAAAGGCGGCGUUUGCGCGACGCGGCGCCAUUCCAGGCGUGCUAGCGUGCGUCGAUGGCACAUUGAUCGCCAUUAUGAAGCCAGAAGGACUCAGCCCGGCUGACACGGCGAGCUUCAUGUCGAGAAAGGGUUAUUACGCCCUGAACGUCAUGGUCGUUUGCAAUGCGGAACUUCGCAUUCUUGUUGUAGACCCCCGGUUCCCUGGUUCGUGCCAUGACUCUUGGGUGUGGCAGCGUAACCCGCUGCGUGCACGCCUAGCCGCACAACUGCAGCCUGGCGAGUAUCUGCUUGGAGACUCAGGAUAUCCUCUCGAGCCAUGGCUGCUUGUUCCAGUACCUGGCAGCCAUGCCGGCACCACCUCUGAAGGCCACUACAACCAGGAGCACGCAUCCAUGCGCAAUGUUGUGGAGAGAUGUAUCGGGGUGUUGAAAAGCAAGUUCCGCUGCUUGCAGCGCUUUCGGACACUGCUGUACAGCCCCGAUAGAGCAGCGCGAAUCAUUUAUGCAUGCGUUGCUCUCCAUAACAUUGCCUUGGAGGCGGGCGACUGGACAUUGGAGGAUUAUGGUGGGGAAGUGCCACCAGCUGAGGAGCCAGAGGAGCCAGGAGACAUCCAGGUGCUGGCACCACAAGACGUGUUCCUCAGAGGAAGGCAGCAGCGCAGCGCAGUUGUCAACCUUUUCUGAAGGACACAGGAAUGGUGCUCAGUGAUGUCCUGCGCUAUGGCGCGCACCUGCUCCAGGAUCCCCUCCUGGGCUGCUGCCGUCCGCUCUGCCGCGACAGCGAGGCGGGUCGUGGAGGCCUCGAUUCUGCGCAGCACCUGGAAUGAAUAAUCAUGGUGGAACUGUUCGCAUCAGUUGCUGAUUACUCGCAACCAGCUCACGGCUGCAAGCUGCUGUUGUGAAGAAUUGCAACGUGCACAACGAUUCCCUCUCUGCUGAAGAGCCACUGGCCUGAUGGCAUCCUUUGGCAGUGUCAAGCGUCGCGUACAAGCUAUGCCCUCUUCGUUUGGACAGACAAAGACCUGCUGGAACUACUCUUCCGUCAUCUACUCUAAUGCAUCUCUCACCAUCAAACAGCCCUUUUCAGGGCUAACCAACUUUUCGUCCGGCGGCUGAUCGUUGGCAAGACACGUUACCGAGCCCUCUAUACAACGCAUAUUUCUUGUUUACAUCCCAAGCUGAUUUGUUUUUCAGAUUCAUGAUUUACUUAUAACAAAGCAUAAAGAAUAUUUAUGUCCUUCAUGUAAAAUGACACCAAAGGGCCUACCAACCUGCAGCACCUCGUCGCCCUGUUCCAGGCUGCGGGCGCACUGCGACGACAUCGUCGUCAGGGUAUCCACCCGUCGCGGUCGCUGUCGACGUGGUGGCCGAACAGGGUGCUGCAACACUGAAAACAUACAGCAUUUUCUACAGUUGCACUGCAUGUUAUGGUACGAAUAAAAGUGGCUAUGGCCAUGUUAUGGCUUAUUGGGCUAGUUCAGUAAAAUACAAGAGCUCAUUUUAUUUAACAGCUUGAGGAUCAAUAACUUACCAGGUGCAGCGGCCACCCUUUCGGCAGGCGCCGCGCCGCGCGGUGGAUCCUCUGCCGCUGUAGAGUAAACACAUUAAUGUUUACGAACUGCACACACAAUUGGCGAUAAUUAAAACACUCAUUCCUCUGA